UUUUUUUUUAAAUAAGGGAAGCUAUUUUUGUUGAUAUUACAAUUUCGUUGAGUGUGGCUGUUGUGGGACGAGGUGGCAAGAAUGUCUUCGAUGGAUGUGGAGAAGCUGAAGAUGAGCUGUGCGGGUCGCGCCAUGGCGGUGCUGACCAGCGGCGGGGAUGCACAAGGCAUGAACGCUGCUGUCCGAGCUGUGACCAGAAUGGGCAUUUUUAUGGGAGCCAAGGUGUAUCUCAUUUAUGAGGGAUACCAGGGGCUGGUGGAUGGAGGAAACUGCAUCAAACUGGCACAUUGGCACAGUGUGACCAACAUCAUCCAGCUGGGUGGGACUGUGAUAGGCAGCGCUCGGUGCAAGGCCUUCACAACUCGUGACGGCAGACUAGCAGCAGCCUUCAACCUGGUGAAAAGAGGCAUCACAAACCUAUGUGUUUGUGGUGGAGACGGCACCCUCACUGGAGCAAACAUCUUUCGCAAUGAGUGGAGCAGUUUAUUGGAUGAGCUCCUGACGAAGGGAAGGAUCACAGAAACUGUGGCCACGGAGCACGCCAAUCUGAACAUCGUGGGACUUCUGGGUUCCAUCGAUAAUGACUUCUGUGGCACUGACAUGACCAUUGGUGCUGACUCCGCCCUGCACCGCAUCAUGGAGAUAGUUGAUGCCAUCAUGACGACAGCUCAAAGUCACCAGCGUACUUUUGUUCUGGAAGUCAUGGGACGUCACUGUGGGUAUCUGGCCUUGGUGUCAGCGCUGGCGUCGGGGGCAGACUGGCUCUUCAUUCCAGAGGCUCCUCCUCAGGAGGGCUGGGAGGAGCGUAUGUGUUCUCGUCUAGAAGUGAGCCGAAAUAAGGGCUCCAGACUCAACAUUAUCAUCGUUGCAGAAGGGGCUGUUGACACAAAUGGAAAGUCCAUUACUACAGAUUAUAUAAAGAAUCUGGUGGUAAAAAAGGGUUAUGAUACUAGAGUCACUGUUCUUGGCCAUGUUCAACGAGGAGGAACUCCAUCAGCAUUUGACAGAAUUCUGAGCAGUAGGUUGGGUGUGGAGGCCGUGAUUGCCCUGAUGGAGGCUUCUCCUGGUACACCAGCCUGUGUAAUUGGCUUGGCGGGUAAUCAGGCUGUUCGUCUGCCUCUUGUGGAGUGUGUGGAGAUGACAAAAAAGGUGCAGCUGGCCAUGGAUGAGAAAAGGUUUGAUGAUGCAGUCAAGCUGCGUGGAGGGAGUUUUGAGAACAACUGGAACAUUUACAAGCUUCUUGCCUUCCAGAAACCAGCCCAGGCUCAGAGUAAUCGCUCUGUAGCUAUUCUGAAUGUUGGAGCUCCAGCUGCAGGAAUGAAUGCAGCAGUGAGGUCUGCUGCGAGAGUAGCUAUCGCUCAUGGAUACAAGGUCUACGCUGUCAAUGACGGCUUUCAAGGGCUCGCCAAUGGUAUGGUGAAAGAGAUACUCUGGCACCAUGUGGCAGGAUGGACGGGACAAGGAGGCUCAAAGUUGGGCACCAAACGAACCCUUCCAAACACAUGCAUGGCAGAAAUUGUGAACACCAUCAGACAGUAUGAAAUCUCAGCUCUGCUUGUAAUUGGAGGGUUUGAGGGGUAUCACGGUGUGCUUCAGCUGUUUGAAGCCCGGAAUCAGUAUGAAGAGCUCUGCAUCCCCAUGUGUGUUGUCCCUGCUACCAUCAGCAACAAUGUCCCCGGAACUUACUUCAGCCUGGGAGCUGACACGGCUGUCAAUGCUGCCAUGGAGGGCUGCGACAAGAUCAAGCAGUCCGCCAGUGGCACCAAGAGGCGUGUGUUUGUUGUGGAAACAAUGGGUGGUUAUUGUGGCUAUCUGGCAACCUGCACCGCUGUGGCUGUGGGUGCUGACGCAGCCUACAUCUAUGAAGAACCCUUCAACAUCCAUGACCUGAAGGCCAAUGUUGAGCAUUUGGCUGAAAAGAUGAAGAAGGACAUCCAGCGAGGGCUCGUGUUGAGGAAUGAACAGUGUCAUGAGCACUACACUACAGAUUUCAUCCACAAGCUUUAUUCAGCAGAGGGAAAGGGGAUCUUUGACUCCAGGGUCAAUAUAUUGGGACAUCUUCAGCAGGGAGGCGUACCUUCACCUUUUGAUAGAAAUUUUGGCACCAAAUUAGGUGUGAGGGCGAUCCAGUGGAUUUCCAAGACGCUCACUGAGAAUGACCGACAAGGACGUCUGUUUGCCAACACGUCAGACAGUGCAUGUUUGCUUGGCCUUGAGAAAAAGCUCAUUUCAUUCAUUCCAGUCAGUGAACUGAAGGCGGUGACCGAUUUUGAGCACCGGAUACCCACAGUCCAUUGGUGGUUCAGCAUGCGGCCAAUGCUUAAAAUGUUGGCCAAAUACCAAACUAAUUUCAGUGAGUAUGUCCCAGGAAGAGUUCAGCAUGUGACCCAACGCUCCCUCAGCUUUGACCCAGGGUUCUAG
This is a messenger RNA of Thalassophryne amazonica, 2421 nucleotides long. It is a transcript of the gene pfkla, whose product is annotated as phosphofructokinase, liver a. Gene Ontology annotation, molecular function: monosaccharide binding; fructose-6-phosphate binding; identical protein binding. The record is from RefSeq and is a predicted model, not a curated record. The transcript has 23 exons. Gene Ontology annotation, cellular component: 6-phosphofructokinase complex; membrane; cytoplasm. Lineage: Eukaryota; Metazoa; Chordata; Actinopteri; Batrachoidiformes; Batrachoididae. Gene Ontology annotation, biological process: fructose 6-phosphate metabolic process; fructose 1,6-bisphosphate metabolic process; canonical glycolysis. The coding region runs from base 82 to 2421 and encodes 779 amino acids.